Messenger RNA from Trichosporon asahii var. asahii CBS 2479, 330 nucleotides. RefSeq lists its product as uncharacterized. NCBI's taxonomy places the organism in Eukaryota, Fungi, Basidiomycota, Tremellomycetes, Trichosporonales, Trichosporonaceae. The record is from RefSeq and is a predicted model, not a curated record. The transcript is spliced from 2 exons. The coding region runs from base 1 to 330 and encodes 109 amino acids.
AUGCAACGCCUCGCCCAGGAUUGGCCCCUCGGCGCUCACAGUGGACGGAAAAUCGGCGUUAUCGACCCAAUGCCGUCACUGGCUUUUGACAACGCCCAAUCUGUCAUCGAGCUCUCCCCAGCAGACGACAACAUCUCGCGAACAGCUGAGUCAAUGCAGAAGCUCCCAGUUCACUCCCAAGCCGCACCGGAACGCCUUGUCUGUGCUGUUCUGCCUGAAUUGACUGGCGCGGAGAAAGCCAAACCCUCUGGUAGUAAUGGGGCCCCACACUGGCUGAGAACUCAUCGGCUCGUGCCAGUUGCUCAAGUGCUCAUCGGUACUCCGUCGUGA